Molecule: messenger RNA, 282 nt
Organism: Peronospora matthiolae
Lineage: Eukaryota; Oomycota; Peronosporomycetes; Peronosporales; Peronosporaceae
Source: the annotation of a GenBank genome assembly
AUGAACUUGGCGUUCCAGGAUCCGCCUCCGUAUAAGCAGCUCGCACUUCGACUGUCGAACCUCACUCGCUGUUACCUCAGCCCGCGCAGCACGAUCAAGGGCAGUUUCAGCUUACAGUUGGGCAUCGACAGCCUUAUUUACUGCCGCAUUUACAUCGUCCUGGGCAACCAGGACGUCAGCGCUAUCAUUUCGAAGGCCUGCCGCCGCUUGUGGACGCGGAACAUCAGAAACGCUGUAUCGUGGAGCGUUUACUGUGCCACAAGGAUCCUCGUAGCGAAAUGA